Hemicordylus capensis (graceful crag lizard) is the source of this 5690-nucleotide messenger RNA. RefSeq names its product zinc finger protein 41-like. The record is from RefSeq and is a predicted model, not a curated record. The transcript has 7 exons. Gene Ontology annotation, biological process: regulation of DNA-templated transcription. Bases 1 to 1107 code for a protein of 368 amino acids. NCBI's taxonomy places the organism in Eukaryota, Metazoa, Chordata, Lepidosauria, Squamata, Cordylidae.
AUGCACAUGAGAGACUAUUCCUUCUUUAAUGCCGAAAUGGAGACUUUUUACAACCAAAUCAGGCAUUUGAGCGAAAGGGGGAAGUGUGACCUCACACCGCCACUUCCUACCCCGCCUCUUCCUUUGUGCGCGCUUGGAAAGAGUUCCUUCGGCCCCUUCUGCGGCUGGAAAAGGUUGAGACUCCGCCAGCCUCUCGUUUUCGCAGCCGGCUCCUUCCCUCGUGCUUUUUGCAGCUCGUGGCUGAAGCCUGAGAGGCUCCCCAAGGAGAACAUCCUGGAUCUUUUGACCCUGCAGCAGUUCCUGACCGUCCUGCCCCCGGAGGUGCAGAGCUGGGUGCGAGAAUGCGGGGCAGAGACCAGGUCCCAGGCGGUGGCCGUGGAGGAAGGGUUCCUCUUGGGCCAGGCGGAGCAGGAAAAGCAGCAGGUACAAGGUCCAAUUCUGGUGGUUGAUUCUUCAGAAUCAAAAGAGGAUGUACCAGAAUCAAAAGAGGAUGCAUCAGAAACCUAUCAGGAGCUGCUCCUCGGGGGCAAAAGCCUGACUUGGGACCCCUUGCCUGGACCUGGACUGAGAUUGCAGCAGCUUUCUAAACCAAUAAGAACGCCCACCGUGCAGCCAGCUCAGGCUUCAUUUUCCUUUGAGGAGGUGGCCGUGUAUUUCUCCAAGGGGGAGUGGGCUCUGCUGGAUCCAGGCCAACAGGCUCUUUAUAAGGAAGUCAUGCUGGAGAAUUACGGGAUGGUCGCCUCUCUGGAAGGAGGGCAUUCCGUUCCCAAACCUGACCUGAUCACCUGGCUGGAAAACGGAAAAGAAGAGCCGUUUGUCCAAAACUUAAAGGAAGGGGAGAAAACGGCAGGAGAGAAACCAUACAAGUGCUUGGAAUGUGGAAAGAGCUUUGCUUGUGGCGAAUGCCUUCAAUCCCAUAAAGGAAUGCACAGAGGGGAGGAACCGCAUAAAUGCUUAGACUGUGGCAAAAGCUUUGCUUGGAGGACAUACCGGAGUAGGCCUAAGCUGCAGGAGAGUGAGAGGCCACGUCAGCCUUUGGAGUACGGAAAGCACUUCAACCCAAUUAGAACUCGUCUUUCACAUCAAAGAACCCGCUUGGAGGACUGAUGGUAUGAAAGGAUUCUGGAAAUAAGGAGGCAUAAUGAAUCACCCUAGCAACACCAUUAACUGCAAUCUUCUCUCUUUUGGCAUAAGAUUCUGUGGGAUUCAUUUGCCGAAUGAAUUCAUUUGCCGGGGUCAGGAGAUUGCUCCAUUCAGUGGUUCUGACUGGGACGUGUUCUCAAGAGUGCUUGUCAUAUUCUGAAAAAGGAAGAAAAUGUUUAAAGGGUUAAUUCACGAUUGUGGUUUUGCAAUAAAACUAGUACGUCGCAAACGCCCUGAUCACCUGGUUGAUCAAGCCUCCGCUCCCCACCCCCUGGUUUCUGUGGUUCACAGAGAUUCUCUUUUCUACUGAGGGUCAUUUCUGCAAGUUGGGGUCCAAAGUGCUGGUUCUGGAUGGAUUCUCCAAAUGCCCCAUACUCAGGGGGUGACUUUGUACACGCUUUCAUGCUGUCUUCAGGCUAAAUACACCAGUGCCUCUGGCUCCAACAGAAUGACCGCACUCUCUCUUUUUAAUCUAUUCUGAGACUUUUGGGGGUCAGAACAAAAGCUGUUGAUCCUGGCAUUGUUUGGUACCUGGGUCCUUCUCUCCACUCUUUAAAAUGCUGUCUCAUUUAAGAAAAUCGUCAGUAUUCUUACAAAUUCAUUGAUAUGCCCAAGGGAUGGGGAUUUUAAUGUCACGUGAUCAGUCAUUGUUCCUGCUUUCAGCCUGGGUUCCUUACACUUACGUUUUCCCUCCUUCUUUCAGCCUCCAUUCUCUUCCUCUGGCUGAGACAUUGCAAAUUAGAUCAGUGCAAUAGAAGUGCCAAACUGACACUGCUCAGUUCUAAAUAUUUAAUUCGAAGAGCCAACUUCUUGCAGUGCUUAUCCUAAGAGGCAGAAUGCCAUCUUGGGCACACUUAAUCAAAAGGGAAGCUUGCAAAGAACCUAGGCAGGUGUUAUCAGAGCAUCAGAUUUUGUUUCUUUUUAGACUGUGAGCCCCUUGAGGACAGCAUCUUAUUUUUUCUUGUAAAUGACUUUGCAAACAUUUGUGUUGACGAGCAUUAAUAGUUUGCUGCUGAACUCUCUAAAUAGUAAAUUAAUUCAUUUUAAGCAGCACCAACCUUUUGCAAAGCUGAAUCCUAUCUUAUUAUUUUAUUAUUAUUAUUAAUAAUACAGACAAACCUCGUUACUUGCUUGGAUUCUGUUCCUCGCCUACUACCACGAGUAACAAGGCAUUAUGCCUGUGGGAAAAGCGGGUUUAGGUUCCAAAAUGGACCAAAAAGCUGGAAAAAUUGCAAAAAAAGAAGAAAAUAAUUGAAACUGUUUACUAUACCGUGCUCCCAUGUUCUCAGGAAUGCCCCUAAAACUGAAAAAUUGUUGCUGUUUUUAAAGCCACAAAAUGGCUCCUCCUGACAAAAUGGCAGCUAGCAAUGACCUCCAUGGUCACUUCUGGCCCUCUAGGAACAGUGGAUACGUGGGUUUAACCCUCUAGUAUCCGUGGAUAAUGAAAAUGUGUGUCAAUUAGAAACCCCGCGAAUAGCGAGGUUCUACUGUAAUGUUUAUAUACGGCUUUUCAACAAAAUUCUCAAAGCUGUUUAUUUAAAAUAUUUAUACCCCACCCCUCCAGUGCACUACUGCUUGGGGCGGCUCACAACAUUACGGUUUGCAUAGCUGUCAUGGCUAUGCGUAGACAGGAAAUGGUUCCUUGUCCUCGUAAGUAAUAAUAAUAAUAAUAAGCUAAAGGACUCAUAAGCUAAAAAUAAACAGAAAGUAGGCCCUAGCAAUAGCCACUGGAGGGACAUUGUGCUGGACAUGAAUAGGAACAUAGAAAGCUGCCAUAUACUGAGUCAGACCAUUGGUCUAUCUAGCUCAGUAUUGUCUUCACAGACUGGCAGUGGCUUCUCCAAGGUUGCAGGCAGGAAUCUCUCUCCGCUCUAUCUUGGAGAAUCCAGAGAGGGCUACACAGAAGAGAACCACCACUUUAAAGGGUACCCCUUUGCCCAGUUCUAAAGUCCCACUGCCAGUCUGCCUCUGGUCAUGUGUGUUCUCUCUCUCUCCCCCUCCCCAUAUUCAACCCAUCAACCUUCAGGUAGAUGAGAUCAUCACGUAGAUAGGAACUUGUGCCCCAAGAUGAUGAGCCUGAGGAAGACAGGAACCAUACCCAGGACUCAUAGUGGUAGGGAGGAAAGUUGGCAACCAGGCAUGCAAAGGUCCUGGUACUGAGGGGCGUUGGAGUUGGUCUUGUAGUAGUAAGCAUGACUUGUCCCCUUAGCUAAGCAGGGUCUGCCCUGGUUGCAUAUGAAAGGGAGACUAGAAGUGUGAGCAUUGUAAGAGAUUCCCCCUAAGGGAUGGUGCCGCUCUGGGAAGAGCAGAAGGCUCCAAGUUCCCUCCCUGGAAUCCCCAAGGAAGGGCUGAGAGAGAUACCUGCCUGCAACCUUGGAGAAGCCGCUGCCACCCAGUCUGUGUGUAGACAAUUCUGAGCUAGAUGGACCAAGGGUCUGACUCCGUAUAUGGCAGCUUCCUAAAUUCCUAUGAGCAGAGCAACCCCACCCAAAAGGCAGCCAGAGCAACUCGUUGCCACUGACUGAAUUGCCACACCCAGAGCCCUGGCCACUUUGUGUCCUUCCUAGGUAGUGCUGCCUUGUGUUCUUGGCUCCCACCAGCCUCAAGACAACUCCCUAUUCAGCACCCCUACAGUAACUGUUCCUGGUGUCGUCCUUAUGUUUCUUUUUAGAUUGCGAGUCCCUUUAGCACAGGGAACUAUAUUAUUUUUAUUUUUAUUUUAUGUAAACUGCUUUGAGAACUUUUCCAUUGAAAAGUGGUAAAUAAUAAUAAUUAUUAAUACAGACCAUUGGCAUACAAACUCCCUGCCUUUUUCAACUGUGGGAAUUCUCCAUUCGGAAGCCCCCUUUCUUUGAGUCCUUCCAGACUGCAAAAAACUGCACAAAGGGAAAAGCUUUUGUGCAAGUUGGAAGCAAAAGCUUACUCAGUCUCCACACACUCCCUGCAGGCUGGCAUCUGAGCCUGUGCAGUGAUUCAAAUAUUGGAUUAGGACCAGGGAGACCCAAGUUCAAAUCCCCACUCAGCCAUGAAACUCCCUGGGUGACUCUGGGCAAGUCACAAUUGUGAGGAUAAAUAUAACCACCUACACCACUCUGGGCUCCUUGGAGGAAGAGUGGGAUAUAAAUGUCAUAAAUAAAAUAUCUUCUUUUCCAGUGGGAUCUCACAAACUGCUCCGAUGGCCGGCAGGCCCCUGCAUUAUUUCUAGAACUCCACCUGCCAGUCAACUCUUGUUUUCCUGGAAUAUUACACUCCUUCCCUCCUCUGCUUUGCUAAAAAAGUACUAAUGAAAAGGGUGUCUUGUUUUUGGAAAGCAAGAGAUAGCCAGUAGGUGGCGCUGUGGAAAUUGCACAAGGUCCCUGCCAGCUGUAUGAGCAGCCCCGUGAGAUGUUGCUGGGGGAUGGGGUGGAGAGACACAUGCCUGCAGGAGUGUGUGGAGGAGGCUGAGUGAGCUCUCGCUUCCAGCCUGCACACAAGAUCUUCAUGUCCCACAGGGGGGUUUUUCCUGUCUGGUUUGCACAGACUUAGAAAGUAGUACUACACACAUGUACACGUACAUGCUGUUGGACUCCCUGAGUUUAAGGAGCCAGCCUGACAGUCCUAUAACCUCCAUCCAACCUCAGGAAAAAACAUGGUGGAAAUAUGUGCUCUCUGUGCUCCAUAAUUUGCAGGGUGGGUUGGGGAAAUCUUGGAUUUUACAAUGUACCCUUUGAAAGUCAACUUUCUCCCCUAUCCUUGUGUUUUCCUUCUCCUUAAAUAGUAAUAAUAAUAGGUGGCCAUGCUGAUCCAUUAGAUACAAAGGCUGACAUCCUGACUAAGGCUGUACAUGUGCCAUGGGAAGAAAUGCCCUUGCUGUAGAAAGCUUCCUGACUAUUGAGCACCAGUGCUUGGGUAGGUGGGAAAUUUUGCCAAUGAAUCUCCCCUUCCCCUAGAAAUGCCUCGUGCCUCCUGAAAACCUGUCCAUGAGGGCUGCAUGACCCUUAGGGACAUAUUUUCAGGUGGUGCAGAGCAUUUCCAGGGGAAGGAGAGCUAUGCAAAACUCCUCCCACCCUUGUGCAAUUGCCGUAGCUGAGUUAGUAGAAGCCUUCCACGGCAGGGACACAUCUCAUGUAGCAUACAUGCAGCCUUAGACAGCAUGUUGGCUGAAGCCUUGAGCAGCAAGCUUUUGAGUUCUCCAGAACUCUUCAUCAGGCUCGUAGCGAAGCGAAGCGAAGGGAGGUGGCUAAUCAGGGCAUGGUUUCAUAGCUCCAAAGUCUGCAGCUUGUAAUAGGCUUAAAAUAGCAUACAGAAGUUUAUGAAUGUUAAAAGCUGCAGUACUGAGGAAUGGAACACCAUGUCUACUCUCCCUCCCACUCACCUUAUCUCUUUUUUCUGUUUAAUAUCCAGCCUGAUGAAGAAUUCUGCAAAACUCAAAGGUUUGCUGUUCAUGUCAUUUUGAUUGGUUCUAAUAAAGGUAUUAUCAAAUUGUGACUUUUGAAUCUUAAAUAACUAAAUGGUCUUUCUCAAGACCUAUAUUUAGAAGACAAACGCAGAAUAAAAUUGUGAACAUU